CAAAGCAAACAAGGAAAAAGGGACGCUGUCCCACACAGCAGGCUGCGAGAGCCAUAAAACGAGUCUUGGCUUGGGAAGGCGAGAUCCCAAACAUUUGAGGGUCCUGCACCAGCCGGAAGCAAAGCAAUCAAGCACCGAUCCUCUGGAUCCACACCCAUCAACUGCACCAGAAUGUCUAUCGAACCCUAUCAUCUUGGCAGGUAUAGUUCCAUCGGUUCACGCCCAGAUGUUCGGGGUGCCAAACAGGAAUAUGAUGAUUUAGUAAACCACAACAGAGUUGGCGGUACCUUCAGGGGCCUCACUAUCCAGGAUGAGCUUAAUUUUGAUUCUUGGUGGAGUUCGUUCUAUAGUGGUGAGACUGAAAUGGCUAUUAAUGUAAAUGGUGAUGAGAUUGGAACAUUGGUUAAUGUAAAUGAGAAAAAUUCUGAAGACGAUGAUCAGAUACCACGGAGAGGGAUGGCGUUUUCUUCUGAGUGGGAAGCUGAAGAAUUUUGUAAAAAGUAUGCCAAGAGAAUUGGUUUUACAGUAAGAAAAGGAAAGGUACAAAGGAAAGCAAAUGGUACACUGAAAGGGCGAUGCUUUCUUUGUUCAUGUGAAGGCUUCCGGACCAGGAAGUAUCCCAACCAGGGAACAAAUUAUCAGAGAUCAGAAACAAGAACAGGUUGCAAUGUCCAGAUCCAAGUCAAACUUGACAAUGGACAAUGGGUGAUCACAAAACUUCAUCUUGAGCAUAAUCACAGGUUGCAAUGCCUAGAUACACUUAAUUGGCCUUCAGAUGAAGUGGAAGGUGCUUCGGGAGCUGACAAGGAGAUCCAAACUUCCUUCGCUCCAACUGAAGCUGAGGACACAGACAAAACUCUCACAGAUCCUAACACAGCUGCUGCAGGGCUUCUUGAGAUGGUUGAGGGAUCUGGUGUAACUUCCAAUACCAGGGAGUCGAUUUGGCAGGAAAUAUUGACCAAAUAUGGAGACGUAACUGCCAAUUGCUCCUUUACAGCACCCCAGUUUGUAGAGAUCAUCAAAGGUUCCAUACUGCAGAUUGUGGAGCUGAUGCAGAAGAAUACUGCCCGUAGCCUGUCUGGUGCAGACACCUACUUCAUUGAUAGAACAUUGAGUGAUUUGGAGAGGGCGCAGGUUAAGGUUGAUUGGUUAAGAAGCCCAUUUGUUGGAGUGCAACCUUUAGUUGAGUAUGCACAAGCAGAGGGCAAGAGGGACGUGAUUCGUAGGCGCUUGAAUGAGAAGAUAGCUGAAGUAGAGCAGCUUUAUCUGGAGCUGGACCAAGCAGAGGCCAGUUUACAGGAGCUGCAACACCGAAUACCAGACUGGCUUAGGAUUGAAGAUACACUUGGUAAACGAUUAUUGUAGGAAGUGGAAGGUUGGUUUUAUUGAUCUCUUCAUAUUUAUCUGGACAUGGUUUCCAAGUGACUGGAAACCCCACCAGCCGCACCAUGCAUGGAAGUUAAUAACUUUUAGACUCAUGUAGCAAAAAGUUAUAUAUUGAACGAUUUCAUAUAGAAAUUAAAUUUAUACCUAAAAGCCAAA
Molecule: messenger RNA, 1542 nt
Organism: Vitis riparia (riverbank grape)
Lineage: Eukaryota; Viridiplantae; Streptophyta; Magnoliopsida; Vitales; Vitaceae
Exons: 3
Coding region: 172-1365 (397 amino acids)
Source: RefSeq, a predicted model, not a curated record